GACAUGCCCGACGCUACGCCUGUGUGGAAGCGCGACCUGGACGAGUACGGCUUUGCGGUCGUCAAGGGCGCGGUCCCUCCUGAGCGAGCGGCUCAGUACGAGCAACGAGCUCUCGCCUGGGCCCGCCAGUUCGGCUUCGACAAGGACGACAAGGCGACCUGGACCGCCGACCACCUGCCCGUCGGCGAGAACGGCCUCGUGAACGACUACGGCGUCUCGCACGAGGCGUGGGUGUGGGACGCGCGCCUCGAGCCCAAGGUCCUCGAGACGUUCGAGGCGCUGUGGGGCACCGACGAGCUCCUCGCGUCGUUCGACGCCGUCAACUUCUCGCUCCCGGUCGGGCCACACGGGCGCACCGACCUCGAGCCGGCGGCACCGUGGCCACACAUUGAUCAGCAGCCGGCACCGACCGAGUGCUUCGAGCUCGCGCAGGGUCUCCUCGCCAUGACCAAGAGCGGGCCACUCGACGGCGGUCUCGUCGUCCUCAAGGGCUCGCACAAGCUCCUGCCGCAGUUCUUCGCCGAGACGGGCGGCGUCAAGCCGGACCAGGACUGGGGCGCUCGAAACUACUACACCUUUACGCCGGCCGACCUCGCGUGGUUCAAGCGACAGCCCGGCGUCGUCGAGGUCAAGGUCGAGUCGGCGCCGGGCGACCUCGUCCUGUGGGACUCGCGCCUCAUCCACUGGAAUCGCUCGCCGACGGCCGACCAGGUGCGCGUCGUCGUGUACGCGUGCUACGCGCCGAGGAGCAUGGCGAGCGACGAGGUGCUGGCCAAGAGGAGGGACUGCUGGGAGAAGCGGCGGGCGACGACUCACUGGCCCGCGCCGUUCGUCGUCGUGCCACGCAACGAGUACGGUCCCCCGCAGCGCAACGGUGUCGACGACCCGCGCGACCACGACCGGCCGCUCGAGGAGCCGCGCGAGACGGAGCAGCUGCUCAAGCUCGUCGGACUGCUGCCGUACUAG
Rhodotorula graminis WP1 is the source of this 966-nucleotide messenger RNA. RefSeq lists its product as uncharacterized. The coding region runs from base 4 to 966 and encodes 320 amino acids. The transcript is spliced from 5 exons. The record is from RefSeq and is a predicted model, not a curated record. Lineage: Eukaryota; Fungi; Basidiomycota; Microbotryomycetes; Sporidiobolales; Sporidiobolaceae.